Nylanderia fulva is the source of this 633-nucleotide messenger RNA. It is a transcript of the gene mRpS18C, whose product is annotated as mitochondrial ribosomal protein S18C. Gene Ontology annotation, molecular function: small ribosomal subunit rRNA binding; structural constituent of ribosome. Gene Ontology annotation, cellular component: ribosome; mitochondrial small ribosomal subunit. The record is from RefSeq and is a predicted model, not a curated record. NCBI's taxonomy places the organism in Eukaryota, Metazoa, Arthropoda, Insecta, Hymenoptera, Formicidae. Gene Ontology annotation, biological process: mitochondrial translation.
GUUGGUAAUUCUGAUCACACCGGCUGAUUAGCGAAUUUAAAAGGACUACAGAGAUUUGGAGGCUAUGUUUGCGAGUUGCACGCGUAGUUUCAAGUACUCGCAAGAUGAUUUCCAUUUCUGCCUUGCAAAGAAUCUCGAUGACAAGAAUCGCUAGCAAGUUCUACGGAUCUUGUCUUCGAACUAUAAGUAAAAACUCCGCUGACAAUUCUGUAAAUAUCAAUGCAGUGGUGGAAGAUGACACGCCCAUACAAAUUCAAAAUCCCUUUGUAAAAGAGAAACGUCAAUGUAUCUUGUGUAGAUUGAAUAUUGAUCCGGAUUACAAAAAUGUAAGAUUGCUGUCUCAAUUUCAAAGUCAAUACACAGGUAGGAUAUAUGGAAGACACAUAACUGGAUUGUGCGAACAUAAACAGAAGAGAUUAGAAGAAGAAAUUAAAAAAGCUCAAUCUGCAGGUUUAAUGGCUUUUUGGACCAAAGAAGUAAAAUAUUUCAAAGAUCCACAACUAUUUGACCCAAAUAAUCCAUUCAGGCCGCAUAAAUUUUAGACAAGUAAUGACAAAAUCAUAAAUAUACACGCAAAUAUAUGUAUUAGAUAUAUAUUAAAAAUAAAAAUCAGUUACAUCAUAGAUGAAUUAA